CCGGACUCCCGUCAUCGAUCACCAUCUUGAAUCGAGAGGCGUUCGAGGGCUGGCAGAGCCCUUGCGUCGAAGUCUCACCAAGAAGUAUUUUCCUCAGCACUCUCCAUCACCAGCGCUAUCGACUUUGAGAAGAGGGUGCACAGCUUCGAAGUCAGAAGAGGCAAAGCUAGAGGAUGGAUCUGACAAACCUACGCGAUAGCCUCGACUCGUCGUCUCGCGAGCGCCAUCCUGCGUCCGCGUCGGCAAAGAGGGGCGAGGUCGCCCUGACGCGCGACUUCAAGGCGGCGGCGCUGCAAUUGACUACGCUCUACCGCACCUCGCUAUCCGUCUCGAAACGAUCGUAUGCGGCGGGCUACGCGCAGAGCCUGGCCGAUAUCCUCGAUGUCGUCUCUCUGAGGCUGCAGCAGCCUCCUGGCUCGUUCCCAGGCGCUGCGAGGCGCUCGUCGCCUUCGACAUCAUCGUCUUCUUCGUCGAUGCCCGUGGAAGGCAACGCAGCAGACGUCGACCGCGAGGAGCUCAGGUGGCUUGUCCGCUACCUUCGCGCGCGCAUCGACGCCAUCCGGGCCGAGAGCGAGGAUGAAGAGGAGGAGGGUGCGAGAGGGAGGACCACUACAGCGGGCGGCGAGGAGGAAGAGGAAAUGACAGGGACGUUUGAGACGAUGCCUGCAGCAACAGCCAGAGCAGCAGCGGCAGCAGCAGCAUCAGCAGGCGCAGCAGCAUCUUCGACGACAGCAGCUGCUGCGCAAAGCCGGAGCGCGGCACCGCCCAGGACAUCCGAGAAGCGGAAGAAUGAAGCUUCGUCAUCGUCUGCGCUGCUGUCGUCUGAAUCGAUAGAAUCGGCAUUCACCUUCGCGGUGCCCACGCCGCAUCUUCCGCCGACGCCUCGAAAGACUCGGACAAAGACGCAGACGUCGUCGGAGAGCGGCGCUUCUAUCGACUCCUCGUCCGCGACAAGGCAGGCCAAGCGAAGAAAGGGCCUCGUCACGGCCGUCGAGGUUCCGAGUCCUUCCUCUGCCUCACCAGCAGCGACGACAAACAGUGGGCAAGCGAUGGUGAUGCAGGGAGAUAGCGGCAACAGCAACCAAGGCAGGAGGCAUCACCAUCAUCAAUGACGAUUUCUGAAACGCCCUUUUCUCUCACUCAGCGCUUUCGCUUGGCUCUCCUUUCAUAGUCACGCCUGUAUUUCAUUAUCAUCACCAAUGAUUACCUCACCAUCAGUCAAAUAUCAUCAUCAUCAUCAAAG
Acaromyces ingoldii is the source of this 1243-nucleotide messenger RNA. RefSeq lists its product as hypothetical. The transcript has 2 exons. The record is from RefSeq and is a predicted model, not a curated record. Bases 174 to 1112 code for a protein of 312 amino acids. Lineage: Eukaryota; Fungi; Basidiomycota; Exobasidiomycetes; Exobasidiales; Cryptobasidiaceae.